This is a messenger RNA of Phlebotomus argentipes, 2776 nucleotides long. RefSeq lists its product as uncharacterized. The transcript has 4 exons. The coding region runs from base 636 to 2555 and encodes 639 amino acids. The record is from RefSeq and is a predicted model, not a curated record. Lineage: Eukaryota; Metazoa; Arthropoda; Insecta; Diptera; Psychodidae.
AAGGGGGAAAUAUGAGUUUCGGCGGGAAAGGCGCGGAAUCUUGGCAGUGCUGGGAAUCGAAGUGAGUGCGCAGAAGAGUCGGGAGUCAGCUGGUGCUUCCCGGUGCCGGCUGAGCGUGUGUGUGCGCGCAGAAUUGGGAGAGAGAGAGAGCGAGAGAGAGAGAGAGAUCGCGCGUGAGAGUGAAAAAGGGGCAAUUUUGGAGCCACGAGUCGUCAUUCGCAAUGAACAGCGCGCCCAGAAGCACACACACGGGCGCCUCGCGUGAAGGGUGGAGAAUUGUGUGAAAAUCGAGGGUGUUUCUGCCACAGAAUCGUCCGCAAAUGCGACAUAUCAGUGACGAUACAGUGGCGAAGGCUGAGUUAGGUUGAUUGGCGAUGUGAUAAAAUGUGUUAAACACGCGGAAUUUGUGAUGUGAGGAAAAAUGGGCGAAAAGCAACUGUGCAAAAAGUCUAAGAGAAUAAUCUGUGAGAAAGUAGUGAUUUUGCACGCACACACAAACCCUGAAAGCGAGGCCUGAACGUGUGAUUUGUCUGCAAGGGAUUGCAGAGGAGAAUUUUCAAUACAGACAGAAAAGGAAGACAACGAGCGGAGGAUUUGAUGGAAUUUCUGGAGUUGUAAUUGAAUCUCACGCGAAGAUGAACAAGUUGAGGAAACUUUCAAAACGCCAUUUCAUCACUGUGAUCAUCGUCUGUGGAAUUUACAUUCUUCUAAUGCACAUUUUCAGCAACAGGGACAACUUUGGCGACAACCGGCAGAAGUUGGAGAUGAUCGAGGAGGGCAUUCAGUCGGACGAGAACCAGGGCCAGUGCCGAAUGCCCGAGCUGCCUUUGUAUUCGCCGGAGAUGAUGAGCUUCCUGCGCGACGAGCCGCCGAUCGACUGCGGCGACGAGAGCGACGACUGGGUGAAGUGCGAGCGCUCCACGUGCUUCAUCCGGCCGGCUGUGAUGGUGCGCAAGGGGCGCAUUCGCUGUGAUUUCGCUGAUAUCGUGCGCCUCGACGACUUCCGCAUCGAGCUGGCGUCGUCGGUGGCCACGGAGGAGACGUACAAGCUCACGCAGUCGGACUUUGCGCGCGUGAAGUGCCACAAGGUGGACAGGAGCGAGCGCUGGCACGGAACGGUGCUGGGCGUGCGUGACGGCGUGCGCGUGGAGAGCCCAGGCAUGGGCGACAGACUGAAUGUGCUGAUGUACGGCUUCGAUUCGCUGAGUCGCAACGCCUUCAUGCGCAAGCUGCCCAAGUCCUACGCGUAUCUCACGGAUGAGCUGCGCGCGGACGUGCUGCGGGGCUACAAUGUGGUGGGCGACGGGACGCCGCAGGCGCUGAUUCCGCUGCUCACGGGCCUCACGGAGCUGGAGCUGCCGGAGACGCGCAAGCGCUUCAGGAACUCCAACUUCGUCAACGUUUACCCCAUGAUCUGGAAGGACUACGAGGAGGAGGGAUAUGUGACGGCCUUCAAUGAGGACGUGCCGGACAUCGGGACGUUCUCGUAUCGACUGAACGGCUUCGACGAGCAGCCGACGCAUCACUACAUGAGGACCUACUAUCUGGCCAUCAAAUCGGAACUGAACCAGCACAGAAAACUGUGCGUCGGGCAUCAGGCGCGCCACAAGACCAUGCUGGAGUACACGAAGGAGUUCAUGCUGAAGUACGCCAAGACGCCGCGCUUCGUCUUCAGCUUCCACGGCGAACUCUCGCACGACUCCAUCAAUCUGAUCGGCGUGGCCGACGGAGACUUCUCGGCCUGGCUUCGGGAUUUGCAGGCGCGCGGCGUGCUCAACAACACGCUGCUCAUCGUGAUGUCGGAUCACGGCAAUCGCUUCGCGGAGGUACGCAACACGCUGCAGGGCAAGCAGGAGGAGCGACUGCCCUUCUUCGCCUUCGCCUUCCCGGAGUGGUGGAAGAGGAUGUUCCCGCAGGCCUACAGCAACUUCCGCGAGAACACCCAGAGACUCGCCACGCCGUUUGACGUGCACGCGACGCUCAAGGAUCUCCUGAAGCUUCAAUCUCGCAGCGGCAGAGUAUCUCGCCAGGAUCACUCCCGGGCGAUUUCGCUGUUCAACCGCAUCCCGGAGACACGCUCGUGCGCUGACGCCUACAUCGAGCCGCACUGGUGCGCGUGUCUCAACUGGCGGCAGAUCAACGACACGUCCGCGGACGUCGUCGUGCGUGCGGCCGUGGCAAUCGUGGACGCCGUGAAUAAGUUCACGCAGGAGCAGCGCAAGCUGUGUCGCCAGCUGACGCUGAGCGAGAUCAACUGGGCAGCCAAGCUGGCGCCGCACGACAAUCUGCUGCGCUUCAAGCAGAACAAGGACAUGGACGGCUUCCUGGCCGAUCUCACGUCCAGCACGCAGGUGGUCACGGAGAUGUACCAGAUCAAGCUGACCACGAGUCCCGGCGGUGCCAUUUUCGAGGCCAGCGUGACGCACGAGCUCGCCUUGCGCGCGUUCGACGUAAGGAUGUCGGACGUGUCGCGCGUGAAUCAGUACGGCGACCAGGCCAAGUGCAUCAUGGAGACGCAGCCGGAGCUGCGGAAGUUCUGCUACUGCAACGAGUGACGACGCCCUGUGUGUUCCCGCGCAAUCUAGUCGAUGUGCAUAUCUGACCAAAGAAGACUCCCUUUUCGACGCCCCAACGCCUUCAAAUCCCUCGCCCCAUUAGAUGUGAGACACUCUCAAUAUCCCUCGCCCGAGGCGACGCUCAAAACAUUGUAUCAAAUCAAAUUUGAAUCUUUUUUGUGUAGAGCUGAAGAAAGAGACCAUUUCUUCUUGGACACAAA